Drosophila suzukii is the source of this 825-nucleotide messenger RNA. NCBI's taxonomy places the organism in Eukaryota, Metazoa, Arthropoda, Insecta, Diptera, Drosophilidae. The record is from RefSeq and is a predicted model, not a curated record.
UUUAAUGCUAGGAUGCAACCAACUCACAUAAUUUUUUUUUCUGUUAAGACAAUGUUAAUUUUUCGGUUUAAUCGUGACAAUAAGUUCUUAUUUAACAAAGCGAUCAGUUGACACCUAACAACAUUUUUUAAUUGCAAAGCAAGUAGACAAGUUGGGAACAAAAAUCAUCAACUUGUUUUGCAUCUGUGUUGCUAACCUACUGUUGGAAAUAUUUUCGAGUAAAAACAUAUUAAGUUUAAAACUUAAGCACUUACACCCGACAAAAUGAGCGAUGAAUUGACUAAGGAGCAAACUGCUUUAUUACGGAAUGCAUUUAAUGCUUUCGAUCCAGAAAAAAAUGGCUACAUCAAUACUGCCAUGGUUGGUACGAUUCUUAGUAUGUUGGGUCAUCAACUUGACGAUGCUACUCUGGCUGACAUUAUUGCUGAAGUCGAUGAAGAUGGAUCGGGUCAAAUUGAAUUUGAAGAAUUCACCACUCUGGCCGCCCGGUUUCUUGUUGAAGAGGACGCUGAAGCUAUGAUGGCCGAAUUAAAAGAAGCUUUUCGCCUUUACGACAAAGAAGGAAAUGGCUAUAUCACAACUGGUGUUCUGCGAGAAAUUCUGCGAGAACUAGAUGAUAAAUUGACCAAUGACGAUCUAGACAUGAUGAUUGAGGAAAUCGAUUCCGACGGAUCAGGAACCGUUGAUUUCGAUGAAUUCAUGGAAGUAAUGACUGGUGGCGAUGAUUGAACACAUUCUUGAAGAAUACUUCGUAAAACUUUUGUACUAAAAACGGUAUUCACUUAAUGAAAAUAAUUUAAUAUAAAAGCUUAUGUAAUUGUGAAA